AAAUUUUUAGGUCGGAGGUUAUGCUUCGAUUGUAUGUACCAUAGAAGAAUCUCUGCGAAGAUUGAAGAACGCAUCAUUAAAAAUGAAAUUGUAUUGUUUAUCGAGCGAACCAACGAAACCAUGCUUGGUUUUAAGUUUCAAGGGGAUCACUUUGAUGUUGGAUUGUGGUUUAAAUAUGCAGUCCAUACUGCAUUUCAUGCCGAUGCCUAUGGUGCCCAGUGCAAAAUUUAACUCUUUACCAUUGUGGCUACCGCGAGACAAUCAUCAAGACUGGCAAAUAGAAGGAGAACUGAAAGAAUGCUGUGGCAGAGUAUUUGUAGAUUCAACGCCAGAAUUCUCACCGCCUCUUGAAAAGAUAAUCGAUUUCUCAGAAAUCGACGCAAUUUUAAUAUCAAACUACACUUGCAUGUUGGCCCUACCGUUUAUAACAGAAGACACUGGUUUCAAAGGCAUCAUUUAUGCCACCGAACCAACGUUACAAAUAGGACGAUUCUUUAUGGAAGAAUUAGUAGAAUUUAUCGAGCAAACUCCUAAAGCGACGUUGGCUAAGCAUUGGAAAGAAAUGCUUCAUGUACUACCUCCACCGUUGGCCGAUGCUCUCAAGCCAAAGUCGUGGAAACAUAUAUAUUCAAUGUCGGUGGUUAAUAACGCUUUAUCGUACAUCCAGACGGUCGGCUACGAUCAAAAAUUGGAUAUAUAUGGUGCGUUGACAGUGACUCCUAUAAGUUCUGGAUACUGCUUGGGUAGUAGUAACUGGCUGAUUUCGUGUGACCAUGAAAAGGUCGCGUUUGUAAGCGGAUCCUCCACACUAACGACGCAUCCGCGACCAAUGGAACAGGCCACGUUGAAGCAUGCUAAUGUGUUAAUACUGACUGGUUUAACCCAGACACCGACAGCCAAUCCAGAUACCAUGCUCGGAGAACUGUGUAUGACCGUUGCAAUGACUGUCAGAACUGGUGGAUGCGUUCUGAUACCGUGUUACCCCUCUGGAGUUGUAUACGAUUUAUUUGAGUGCCUCAGCACCCACUUGGACAAGACUGGCUUUUCUCAAGUUCCUCUAUUUUUCAUUUCACCAGUGGCCGAAACUUCACUGGCAUAUUCAAACAUCUUAGCUGAAUGGUUGUCGACCAAUAAACAGAAUAAGGUGUAUCUGCCCGAGGAGCCGUUCCCGCACGCUUUUCUCGUUAAGAAUGCUAGAUUGAAACAUUACACGUCCACGUAUGCCGAAGGAUUCAGUUCUGACUAUAGACAGCCUUGCGUCGUCUUCUGUGGUCAUCCUAGUCUCAGAUUCGGGGACGCAGUUCAUUUUGUUCAGUUGUGGGGAAACAAUCCGCAACAUACCAUCAUUUUCACAGAACCGGAUUUUCCUUACUUGGAUGCAUUGGCACCGUUUCAACCGCUAGCCAUGAAAGCGGUGCAUUGUCCGAUUGAUACGUCCCUUAACUUUACUCAAGCUAACAAAUUAAUUAGGGACUUGAAGCCGGAACAUUUGGUCGUUCCCGAGUGUUAUACUCAGCCACCGUUAACUGCACCACAUAGGACGGAUCUAGUCAUAGAGCCAGUGGGAGAAAAACCCUUGAUCACUUUCAAACGAGGCGAAGUUAUAAAAUUGCCGUUAAAGAGGAAAAAGGGCCGCGUAUUCAUUGAACCAGAGUUGGCGGGAAAUAUUAUUCCAAGCGAAAUCCGGCCUGGUUUAAGUCUCGCUUCCGUUACGGGCGAAUUGGAAGUUAAGGACAAUGUAUACACGAUAAAAAGUAUCGAAGAUAGGGCUAGUGGGAAGCGUAAAGCGUCAUCAGGUUCACCUGCACCUAUUAAAGAGGAGGUACUUAAAGAGAGGAAACAUGAAUACGGUAAUUUAGAUCCACAGGAAUUGCUUCAAAAACUUAAUCAAGAAGGGAUUCAAGGAGCUAAGUUACAACACACACCGACAGCUACUAGUAUUCACUUGCAAGACGAAGAUACUUUGAUUCAGAUAGGGGACAAUUCGACGCACAUCUUUUGUAACGGCGAUCAGAAGAUUCGAAGGCGACUCAGGACCAUCAUAAUGCAGUGCCUCAAGAGAUUUUAGGGUAGAGAAAUGCCAUAUUUUUGUACAUCGUGACAAUUGUAUUGUAAUUUAUUUCUUAACAUAGGUACAAUUUUUUUUCUUUACGUAGUACACAGGAGAAUAUUUAUUGUAGUACUUCUCGAAUAAGCGGCGUGUAUUUCAGUGCUUCCAACAGGUUUGUACAUGUAGAGAACACAAGACUUGAAAUAUUACAAAGUAAUAUUUAAAAAGUACGAAACUUCAAUUAAUUAGAAUUUCGCACUUUUUGUUAUACGAUCUGGUAAUCAAGUGUUACAUUCUGUACAUAAAUUACGUUCGUACACUGAACUAUACAUAAUAUGUACAAAUACAACUAUUGUGGGAGUGGCAGUAUUA
Molecule: messenger RNA, 2422 nt
Organism: Ceratina calcarata
Lineage: Eukaryota; Metazoa; Arthropoda; Insecta; Hymenoptera; Apidae
Gene: IntS9
Product: integrator complex subunit 9
Exons: 10
Coding region: 83-2068 (661 amino acids)
Biological process (GO): snRNA 3'-end processing
Cellular component (GO): integrator complex
Source: RefSeq, a predicted model, not a curated record